This is a messenger RNA of Amphimedon queenslandica, 1207 nucleotides long. Its product is annotated as succinate--CoA ligase [ADP/GDP-forming] subunit alpha, mitochondrial-like. The coding region runs from base 29 to 1075 and encodes 348 amino acids. NCBI's taxonomy places the organism in Eukaryota, Metazoa, Porifera, Demospongiae, Haplosclerida, Niphatidae. The transcript has 11 exons. Gene Ontology annotation, cellular component: succinate-CoA ligase complex (ADP-forming); mitochondrion. Gene Ontology annotation, biological process: tricarboxylic acid cycle. The record is from RefSeq and is a predicted model, not a curated record. Gene Ontology annotation, molecular function: succinate-CoA ligase (GDP-forming) activity; succinate-CoA ligase (ADP-forming) activity.
AGUGGAUUUACGUUAGGGCGUGGUUAAAAUGGCUGCCAUGAGGACUGCAUAUAAUCUGCAAAGGACAGGGAGUUUAGCUCGAGCCCUUCGGAUAGCACCUCUACUAUCAACAACCAAUGGUGGCCUACAGACAAAGAGAUAUUCCUCAAAUAGUGGUUAUGAUGGCACCAGAAGAAACCUUAUGAUUAGCGAGAACACUAGAGUUAUCUGUCAGGGCUUCACGGGAAAUCAAGGUACCCUGCACUCUGAGCAGUCGAUUGAGUAUGGAACUAAUGUAGUGGGCGGGGUUACGCCUGGUAAAGGAGGACAAACAAAUCUUGGAAGACCUGUUUUUAAUACAGUGAAAGAGGCCAAAGAAGCGACAGGUUGCGACGCUUCCAUUAUAUUUGUACCACCUCCUGUAGCUGCUCGUGCCAUACUGGAUGCCAUUGAAGCAGAGAUUGGUUUAGUGGUUGUCAUUACGGAGGGAAUUCCCCAGCAAGACAUGGUCAAGGUCAAACACACUUUAAUUAGACAAAAUAAGACAAGAAUGGUCGGACCCAACUGUCCCGGAAUUAUCAGGCCUAGUCAUAAAAUAAAGAUGGGGAUUAUGCCUGGAUUUAUACACCAACCUGGUAGAGUUGGCAUAGUAUCAAGAUCAGGUACACUCACUUACGAAGCAGUCUGGCAGACUAGCAAUGUUGGAUUAGGGCAGUCUCUUUGUGUUGGCAUUGGUGGGGAUCCUUUCAAUGGAACCAACUUUGUUGAUUGUCUUGAUGUGUUUUUAAAAGACCCAGACACAGAUGCUAUUGUACUCAUUGGAGAGAUUGGUGGUUCAGCUGAAGAGAAUGCAGCAGAAUAUUUACAGGAACACAAUUCAGGACCCAAUGCUAAACCAGUAGCUGCCUUUAUAGCAGGACUGACAGCACCUCCUGGGAGAAGAAUGGGUCAUGCUGGUGCUAUCAUAUCUCAGGGUAAAGGCGGAGCUCAAGAAAAAAUAAAGAGUUUAGAAGCAGCUGGAGUGCAUAUCGCCAAAUCACCAGCACUUAUGGGAGAAACUAUUAGAAAGGCAAUGGCAGAAGCUGGUAAACUUUAGCUAGUUAACAUGUUAACAUAAGCAGCAAAAUAUCACGAGUCGUGGACAUAUAGAAAUAAUUAAUAUUCAUAACAUUAAUUGUUAUUAUUAAUUAAUUAAAAAUUGAUACUAUUAUGUUAGCGGUGGAUAAAA